AUGCAAAAACUCAUCACGGCAAGAAGCAAGCUCAGUAGGGCAAAAGCACGGAAAACGGAACGACGGCUCACGGCAGAGGGAUGUGGAAAGCAGAACAAUGUCCUUCUUCUGGGGUUUGGCAUUGCAUUGACAUUUCUACAGUGCAUUUCCUCCAUGACAAACAUGAAAUAUAUACAAGAUCUGCUGCUGCAAACUAAGAUUAGCUCGAUGGCAAGAUCUCUGACAGUCCGAGGUUCCGUGGUGGAUGGUCCUACUGAGGUGGAUGGUCAAACUGUGGUGCCAUACAAAAGUAUCAUGAGCAUGGACUUGACAGAACAAGAGACUGAAUGGGCUCAUGCCAUCAAAGAGGCUCUGACCAGUAAAGAUUCGGAGCUUGCCAAUAAGAUUACUGAUUUUGAAUACGCUCAUGGUCCUACUGUGGUGGAUGGUCCUACUGUGGCGCAUGGUCCUACCGUUGGAUUGACUGUGGUGCACUGCGAGGAAGACUGGAGUCAAAUGAGUUGGAUUGAAGAAAUCCCAUCUCAUUGGAAAUUGGUGAUUUACGAAACCUGUGGCCAAACAAUCUCCCCCAGAUUCUCGCGUCCAUGGAAAAAUGCCGGCUCAGAAGAAUGUACAGGAUAUCUACAAACUAUGAUUGACAGGUAUGACAAUCUGUCGGACAUCAAUAUCUUUUUCCAAUCCGAUGGUCUGCUUGGGAGAGGGAGGCUAAGAAAAAAGUAUGGUAAACAGCAUUCCCCCUUCAAGACCAUCCAAGAGCUCAUCAAUGCCACCAUGGAGUACUCUCCCACAUGGAAUGGCUCACAUUUUCUCCACUAUGGCCCGAAGUCCCUGCAGCUGUUGAAUGUCAAUGCCAGGAACAGGUACACCCGAUACUAUGCCAGGCAGGUGCUAGACACGAUGCAAAUGCCAUAUCUCAAGAUCCAUGAAAAUGCCACCUCCGAUGUGAAUGCCACAAGCAGCAUGACCCGAUCUGGAGCCUGUUUUGCAGUAUCUCCCGAUCGAAUCAGGGCAAAACCUGUGGAGUUAUACAAGCAAUUACAGACUAGUAUAUACAAUGCAGCAAGGCUUGGACCAAAGAUGUCCCGAAGGCCGUGUUGUGCCAUGGAGCAGCUUUGGCAUGCAAUCCUUGGAAGCCCAUAUGUGCUUCCUACCAAUGAGACUGUGGAUCAUUUAUGGCGUGCCAAAAUGAAUUUUUACCGGGGAACAUGGGGGGAAGAACUCAAGAGGCAAAAAGAGCAAAAACAACAAUCACAGUAG
Seminavis robusta is the source of this 1257-nucleotide messenger RNA. NCBI's taxonomy places the organism in Eukaryota, Bacillariophyta, Bacillariophyceae, Naviculales, Naviculaceae. The record is from the annotation of a GenBank genome assembly.